This is a messenger RNA of Rotaria sordida, 360 nucleotides long. Lineage: Eukaryota; Metazoa; Rotifera; Eurotatoria; Philodinida; Philodinidae. The record is from the annotation of a GenBank genome assembly.
AUGAAGAAUCCAGGGAAAAGAUCAUCAGUUAAAAGAUUACUUGAACAUCCAUUUCUACAAGAAAAUUUAACAACACAAAUUGCAAAAGACCUCUUGGAUAGAUUAUAUAAUGAAGCAAUGAAUAAUACCAUAUCCGAAGAUAGAGAUAACGAUAAAGAUGAUAGACAUUCUCCAUUAAAUGUUCCAUUAUCAACAAAAAAUAAGAAUAAUGAAAAUGUCGAACAUAUUCAACGAUUACAAUCAUUAGGUUUAGCUGAAGAAAAUAUUCAUACUUUAAUGAAAAAAUUAUCAUUAAGUGCAUUUGAAAAUUUAUCUUUAAAUGAAAUUCAACAUAUUGUUGAUGUAAUAUGUAAUAUAUGA